UUUCGCUCGUCGAACACAUUAAUUUCGUGCUGCGUAUGGGCAAAGUGCCUCGGAGGGACGUCGGGGCGCACAGGCGCUCGGUGGGCAGCGUUCGCCGGGAGCUGGUGCUCGAAUUCGGUUUUGGAAACGCUUUCGGUUUUGGAGUUCGACGGACGCGCAUUGAUUCCGGUUUCCACGUUCAUACCUACAUGUCUCAUCUAUGGUCACUUCCUGGAACGACAGCAGCUGAGUGUGCAUCAAAUCUGAAGAAGAUUUAUACAGUACAGACAGUACAGGAUUUCUGGAGUGUCUACAACAACAUUCCUCCUGUGACAAAUCUGCCUCUGAGAUGUAGUUACCAUUUAAUGCGGGGAGAAAGACGGCCGCUUUGGGAAGAGGAGAGCAAUGCCAAAGGAGGUAUAUGGAAAAUGAAGGUCCCUAAAGAAAGCACGGCUGCAGUCUGGAAAGAGCUACUGUUAGCAACCAUUGGAGAGCAGUUUACAGAUUGUUGUGCAGCAGAUGAUGAAGUAAUAGGGGUUAGCGUCAGCGUUCGUGACCGUGAAGAUGUUGUGCAAGUCUGGAACGUGAAUGCCUCUUUAGCAAGUGAGGCAAAAGUUUUAGAAAAGAUACAUAAACUUCUGCCACACACAUCUUUUAAAGCGGUCUUUUAUAAAUCACACAGAGAGCAUCAUGCUUUUGAAGGCCGGCGGGGAAAACAUUAA
Molecule: messenger RNA, 701 nt
Organism: Tauraco erythrolophus (red-crested turaco)
Lineage: Eukaryota; Metazoa; Chordata; Aves; Musophagiformes; Musophagidae
Source: RefSeq, a predicted model, not a curated record